This is a messenger RNA of Fusarium falciforme, 720 nucleotides long. RefSeq names its product 40S ribosomal protein S6. The transcript has 5 exons. The coding region runs from base 1 to 720 and encodes 239 amino acids. The record is from RefSeq and is a predicted model, not a curated record. Gene Ontology annotation, biological process: translation. Lineage: Eukaryota; Fungi; Ascomycota; Sordariomycetes; Hypocreales; Nectriaceae. Gene Ontology annotation, cellular component: ribosome. Gene Ontology annotation, molecular function: structural constituent of ribosome.
AUGAAGUUGAACAUCAGCUACCCUGCCAAUGGCAGCCAGAAGCUCAUCGAGAUUGAGGAUGAGCGCAAGCUCCGUGUCUUCAUGGAGAAGCGCAUGGGCGCUGAGGUCCCCGGUGACUCCAUCGGCGACGAGUUCAAGGGCUACAUCUUCCGCAUCACCGGCGGCAACGACAAGCAGGGUUUCCCCAUGAAGCAGGGUGUCAUGCACCCUACCCGUGUCCGCCUCCUCCUCUCCGACGGCCACUCCUGCUACCGCCCCCGACGCACCGGCGAGCGCAAGCGCAAGUCUGUCCGUGGCUGCAUCGUCGGCAUGGACCUUUCCGUCCUCGCCCUCAGCGUCGUCAAGCAGGGUGAUGCCGACAUCCCCGGCCUGACCGACGUCGUCCACCCCAAGCGCCUCGGCCCCAAGCGCGCCACCAAGAUCCGCAAGUUCUUCGGCCUCACCAAGGAUGACGAUGUCCGCAAGUACGUUAUCCGACGAGAGGUCCAGCCCAAGGGUGAGGGCAAGGCCACCUACACCAAGGCUCCCCGCAUCCAGAGGCUGGUCACCCCCCAGCGUCUCCAGCACAAGCGCCACCGUGCCGCCCUCAAGCGGCGCCAGGCCGAGAAGGUCAAGGACGAGGCCAACGAGUACGCCCAGGUCCUGGCCAAGCGUGUGGCCGAGGCCAAGGCCCAGAAGGCCGAUGCCCGCAAGCGACGAGCAAGCUCUAUGCGCAAGUAA